Messenger RNA from Oncorhynchus mykiss (rainbow trout), 8181 nucleotides. RefSeq lists its product as uncharacterized. The record is from RefSeq and is a predicted model, not a curated record. Lineage: Eukaryota; Metazoa; Chordata; Actinopteri; Salmoniformes; Salmonidae.
CAGAUGGCUACAACAAUGACAAACUGCCAUGUGGGAAAUCGUUUUGUCCAACGAACCAUGGUGGAAUUAGCCAUUACUAUUGCUCUCUAUAUGACUCAUUCUGCACAGAGAUGUAAACAAUGGUUAAAUAAUUGUCAUCGAUCUGACUUGGAGCCAAAAACCCCUGAGGAGUUACACAAUUCCUUCCAAAUUUGUGCAAAUCAUUUUGAGCCUUCCUUGAUUUGUCGUGACAGCACUUUAAGAACAUCCUUGAAAGAGGGUGCUAUUCCAACCAGAUUUGAUUUUACAAGCCAUUUGAACAAUCCAUCAGGCCACAAACGGAAUAAAAGAAUAAGAGAACCUGCUGAGGCAGAGCUUGCAUCCUUGAAGAAAGCUAAAGGGGAUUGGUUUGAAGAUGAUGCUCCAUCUGAGGUGAAAGAUAAACCAGGAGAGAAUAGCGCAACAUGUGAUUUACAGCAAGAGGAACAAAAGAGAGAGGAUGUCGCUAACUCCAAAGCAAAGGAAAUCCUUAAAGUCUACUUUAAGGAAACCCUUGCCUUCACUGGAUUCAGCAUAGGGAACGAUGCAAACCCCAACACAGAUGAACCGAUGGGAGACCACAGAGGACAACAGUCUCUCAACCCCAUCUGUGUUGAAAAAAUCGACCAGAAAGAAGUCCUCCAGUUCAGUGAGGACCUCAUGCGGGAGGAGAUCCGGAACAGUUUGAGGUUGGCACGCUUUUUCUCCAUCCUGCUUCAAGAUGUGACAAACAUAGAGGGAAAAGAUCAGAUCCCAGUUUUCAUCAGGUCCGUCACCGUGGCAGGGUUCCCCCAGAAACACCUCAUGGGUUUCCUGCCCUGUUAUGCAGAUGCUGAGGGUCUGUUUUACAUGCUGCUCUCAGAAAUUCGGAAUAAGUGGGGGCUGCGGAUGGAGCAUUGUCGAGGACUUACCUACCUGACCACAGGUGGUUUAUGUCAGAAAAUGAAGGAUCUCACCAGCAGGAUUCUGCAGGAGUUUCCUCAGGUAGUGCUAGCACCUAGUGACCCAUAUGCCUUUAACAUGUGGCUAAUCCGCUCCAUGCCCAUACCUUAUAUCCAGAAGGUUGUGAACACAGUGGAGGACGUUGCCAAAAUAAUUAGAGGAUCCCCAGAUCUUUGGGAAAGACUGGAGGUGAAAAUCAAGUCUUCAUACAGCCACCUUAAAGGUGAAGUGGACAGGAUCAUAGAGGCUUCCCAGAACACCUGGGAGUAUGGUGUUGAUGCCUUCCAGACCAUGUUGGACAUUCUUGAACCAUUCCUCGCCUGCAUCAACGAGGUGUGCUCGGCUGCGAACGCAGACACCGCUACUUGUGAGCAGAUGGCCAAGCUCAAGCCGAUCCUGAAGAACUUCAAUUUCAUUAUCACCCUGGUUGUUCUGAAGAAUACCCUCUGUUGCGUGAGUAUCCUCAACCCGAGUCUCAGGGGAGCCAUCAGCAUCAGCAGCACCUUGCAGUACACAAUCUCCAACGCCUUAAAGCUGGUCAACAAACAUCUGCAGGAGAUCGCAAUAUUCCACAGGAAGUGGUUUUCUGAUGCAGUGGGCAGGGCUAAGAAGCUGGGAGUGGAGGUUGCUAGGCCGGAUGAGAGCUCACCUGAGACUGGCGAGGCAGUUGCAACUGAAACCCCUCUGGAGGAUUUCUACAGAGAGACUCUGAGCAGGCAGAUCUUACAGUACCUUGUUGCGGAGGUAAAGAGGGUGUUCAGCACGGAGAUGGUACGGAUUCUGAGAUGGCUCUCAUUGGUGCCGUCUUACAUGGCUGACCACAAUUUCAGUAUCCGCAGGGAUAAAGUGGCGGACGCAAACUUGAACAACCUCGCUCGGCCCGACACCUUUUACGAUGAGCUUGGUUGCUGGGAGGUGAAGUGGAGACAUGCCAGCAAGCGGAGGAUCCUGCCCACAACAGUGUUUGCAACAUUGAAAAUCCCAGACAUUGCAUUUUACCCAAAUGUGCAGAGCCUGCUGAGAGUUUUGGGCACCAUCCCCUGUGUGAACGCAGAGGCAGAUGUGUAUGGGCAGUACAACAUGGUGCUGGAGCGGUACCAGUCUUACCUGAAAGCCACACCGGAGGAUAAGAGACUGUGCAACAUGGCAUUUGUCUAUGUCAAUCAAGACGUGCACUUCAAUGUGGAAGACAUGGUUGAGUCCUAUGUGGAGAAGCAUAUUGACAUAUUGCAGUUUUUGCAUAUGGAUGAUGAGGUAAUAGAGAUGCAGCCUGACGCUGAACCUGUCUCUGAGAAUGAUGGGAAUCACACUCUAAAAGAGAAUGUACAAGAAACACAAGAAGAACCACAGGACAUACCCUCUGAGAUGGAGACCGAGAGAGUGGGGCAACCGAAACUCCCAGCCACAGAAACUAAUAAGGAGGCACUCAAAUCUGCUCUGCAGGUUGCUGUGACAGCUGCAUAUAACAGCCAGAGCAGACAGCCUGGUGAGGCCUCUGCUGAACAGGAUGGCGAGGUGGAAGACUCAUUGAAGUAUGUGUCAAAGUCUGAGAUGGAAGAAGUUCUUAGAGUAUGCGAGGAUGCUGUCAGGGAGGGAAUUCUUGUGGAGGUGGGCACUUCCUUUUUUUCUCUGUUCAUCGACCGUGUUGUGAAGUUAGGGGAGAAAAAACAUCUUCCUCUCUUCCUCAGGUUUGUGGACAGUUUUGAUGUCAUGCGAUUGGAGCUCAUGGGAUUUCUGGAUGUGGAUCUUGACUGUGAUGCCAUGUCAGAGCGCAUAUUGGAAAUUGUCACCAAAGAGUGGCAUCUCGAUUUGUGUUACUGCAGAGGUCAGGCCUACCUAGGGUCCGGUGAUGUCUCCUACAAGCUGAAAGCAUUUGCCUGCAAAAUCCAAGAAAAGUACCCCCUUGCAAUAUGCACACACUGCUCUUGUUACUCAUUUAACAUAUGGUGGUCAAAAUCCACCCCUGUGUCAUCAGUCAAACGGGCCCUGGAUGUUUUUGAAGAGGUUUUGAUGUUUUUUGGGAGCAUGCCUAUGCUUGAGAAACAACUGGAUCAUGUCAUUGCAUUUGGACUUAGGGAAAGCUAUGAAAAGGUUCAAGAAUUGCAGGGGAAGUUCUGUACCGUCUGGCAGGAGAAGCAUGAUUCCUAUGAAGUUUUUGUGCAGAUGCUGGAGCCCCUUGUCGAAUGUUUGGAGAAAAUCAAGAGCAACCCACAGAGGUGGAAAUCCUCAUUCUCUCUAAAAGCUGGAGCACUGCUGCGUUUGAUAAGGGACUUUGAUUUUAUUGUGCCCAUGGUAGCCCUGAAGAACACCUCGUCCUUCACCAGGGAACUGAGUGCAGGACUCCAGAAGGAUCAUUUCAGUGCAGCAUCCCAACUCUGCCAGAUCAGUGGUAUAGUGGCUACUCUUAACAGGGUCAAAACAAACAUCAAAGUAUUUCACCAGAAUUGGUUUGAUGAAGCUUGUGCGCUCGCCCAGAGUCUAGGUGUGCAGAUAAAAGUGCCUGAUAAUUCCUCUGCGUCCAGGGAUAGCAUGAUGAAACCAGCUCUGUAUUACAAAGAUGCACUAAGUGUGCCCCUAGUGGACAACCUCACCAAUGCUGUUAAGGAUCAUUUCUCUGAGGACCACAAGGAGGCCCUAAACUUCCUCUCCCUGGUUCCCUGCUCUGUGACUGUGAGUUACAUGUUUGAGAUCCUGAGGUCAAAGCCUCCUCUCUACGCCAGUGAUCUGCCUGACUCCGACAACUUCUUCACUGAGUUGUGCUGCUGGAGGGUGAAGUGGAAGACCAAAGUUGCAUCCGUGACCAUCCCAGACACUAUCUUUCAGACUCUCCGUCUGCCACUCAUGCAGUACUUUGGGAACAUCAACACACUGCUGAGGAUCAUGUCUGUGCUACCCAGCACAGUACUGGAGAACUGUGGGGAAGUGAUGCGCCACAAGAUGUUCCAGGAAUACCUGAGGAACACCAGCCCCAAGGACAGGUCCCCAUGUCUGGCCAUGCUGCAGGUGGGAACCAACUUCAGCAGAGAUCUGGACCGGAUGGUGACUAAGUGCUUGAAGGUCACUCCGCAGGCUUUAGAGGGCAUCUGCUUGGAUAAAGAAUCCAAAAGUCUGAUGAAGAACUCUGAAGCCAACAUGGAAGUCGAUCAUGGCAAAGAUGGAACAAAGGACCUUGAGAAUCAGUCUUCUGACAAGAAAGAGAACCAGGAAAUGAAAGCGGUGGAUGAGAAUGGGCACACUGGAGAUAAUCGACAGAGUUUGGAAAUGGUUUUCAGACUGGCUGCACGUCUAGGGAAAAAGAAGUGUCAGCUCUCCGAACUCUCCAAAGAAGAUCAAGUCCUUCUCAUCCAGGAUCUCGGCCUGUGCCACUGGUUUGGAAGAGAUGGCAAGUUCACGCUUAACGUAGGAGAGGAGGAAAUGGUAGAGCUUCUCACAAAAUCCAUCAGGGAAGUCAUACUCUUAGAAAUACAGGAGUCCCCCUUCUUUUCUCUUAUCACAGAUAAACCUGUUGUAAUUGCUAAUAAGAGCUAUCUGCCUGUCUUUGUCAGAUAUGUUGGGGAAUGUGCCCCCAAGGUAGAGCUCAUUGGUUUUUUGCGAUUUUUUGAAACCUGUGACGUUGAUGUUCAAGUCAAGAAUCUUUCAGCAACUAUAAUCGAAGACUGGGGAUUGCCGAUGAGUCAGUGUCGUGGACAAGCAUUCAUGCGCAUGGGCUCAGGUUGUCACAGCCUGAAGAAGAUGUCUUUGGAGUUCCUCGAGAGCUAUCCUCUGUCUGUCAUCACACCCAGUGAGUCUUGUGGUCUUGCCUGUUGGCUAGCAGGAAGUGUACACUGCCCACCUGUCACAAAGAUGCUGGGAAUUGUGGAAGAUCUUCUACUGUUCUUUGACCAGUCACCUGGUCUAGAGGCAGAGCUAGCACAGGCCGUGGAUGGGUUACUGAAUACACCUCGGGAGGCCUUGGAGGAGAUUCCAGAAACCUGUUGCUCCAGGUGGAAGAAGAGGGAGGACUUUUUUGAUCUCCUAGUCGACACAUUGGAGGGAGUCUUGAGUUGCCUGGAUUCAGUUAGUUCCAGCGCCACGGGCACUAUGUCGCUACAUGCACAGGUCCUCGCCACUGCUUUGAGAGAGAUGGAUUUUGUCGUCACACUUGUAAUCCUGAAGAACGCAUGUUCUCCUCUUCGAAACUGCAGCACUGUUUUCCGCUGUGGUAACCCUGCUGACAUCAUCUGUGAGGUGGAGAAGAUCGUACCAAUCAUAGAGACACUGAACAAGAUGUUGGAGAACAUAAGCACUGUACACACACCUUGGUUUGAAGAGGCAUUCCAACUAGCAUCCAAGGUGGCCCCUCAGCAAGUAUGUUUCCCAGAGGAAGCUAACUCUUAUGAGUCUCCAGAGGUGUACUACAGGGACAACUUUAGUGUUCCUGUACUGCGCUGCCUCAUUGACGAAAUGAAGUACAACUUCUCCGACAGUCAUUUGAAAGCCUUGAAGCUCCUGUCUCUUCUUCCCACCUGCAAUCCACAGCCCAUUUCAGAGCCAAUCCGCGCAGAGUCCACAGAUAAGCUAUACAGUCUCUACCUGUCUGACCUCCCUGAUCCUGACACAGUAGAGCAGGAUAUCAGUAACUGGGCCACAGUGUGGAAAGAUAAAUAUCAGGACAUGUCACCACCAGCUUCUAUCUCUGAGAUACUGCUUCACCCAGAAUCUCAAAGCCAUCCCACAGUGACAAUGCUGCUCAGACUGGUGGCUGUUCUACCGAGCGUCAGUAUGGAGUGGGACCUGAUGAAGACCACCCUGAACUCCAUGAGGGCUCUGCUGAAGAGCACUGUCUGCAAGGGCAGCAAAACCGACACCGUGAUGCUUCUCAUGCAUUACCCAACUGUUCAAAGACUAAGGGAGGUCAUUGAGAAGUGCAUCGAAGUUGACCCAGAAAGCAUCCCAUGUCUUGAGCAGGUGAAGAAACAAAUGAAAGGUCUGAAGCUGGAAAGUGAUUUCAGAGCUUUUGAUGUAAACCCUGAUGAGAGACAUGAGCAGACAGUUGAGGAACACCAAGCUGAUAUGGCAGAACAACCCCUUGCUGGAGAGUUGCAAGAGGAGGACGGCGUGCUGAUGGCGGAGGACGGCGUGCUGAUGGCGGAGGACGGCGUGGCGCUGGUGGCGGAGGACGGCGCGGCGCUGGUGGCGGAGGACGGCGCGGCGCUGGUGGCGGAGGACGGCGCGGCGCUGGUGGCGGAGGACGGCGCGGCGCUGGUGGCGGAGGACGGCGCGGCGCUGGUGGCGGAGGACGGCGCGGCGCUGGUGGCGGAGGACGGCGCGGCGGAGGACGGCGCGGCGGAGGACGGCGCGGCGCUGGUGGCGGAGGACGGCGCGGCGCUGGUGGCGGAGGACGGCGCGGCGCUGGUGGCGGAGGACGGCGCGGCGCUGGUGGCGGAGGACGGCGCGGCGCAGGAGGGCGCGGCGCAGGAGGGCGCGGCCCAGGCGCAGGAGGGCGUCGCCCAGGGGCAGGCGCAGGACGGCGUCGCCCAGGGGCAGGCGCAGGACGGCGUCGCCCAGGGGCAGGCGCAGGACGGCGUCGCACAGGGGCAGGCGCAGGACGACGUCGCCCAGGGGCAGGCGCAGGACGGCGUCGCACAGGGGCAGGCGCAGGACGGCGUCGCGCAGGGCGCCGUUGCCCAGGGGCAGGCGCAGGGCGGCGGCGCGCAGGACGGCGUCGCACAGGGGCAGGCGCAGUACGGCGUCGCACAGGGGCAGGCGCAGGGCGGCGUCGCCCAGGCGGAGGAUGGUGUUGUAAUGGUAGAGGACAGGGUCGUAGGUCAGAGGCAGGCUAUGUCUUUCUAUGACCCACCUGUGCGUGAGGAAAUACUUAAGGAACUCUGGGACUCACAGUUCUUUACAAUAAUAACGGAACAGGCGGUUGAGAUUGAGGGACAGCUCUAUGUCCCCCUGUGCAUCAGGUACUUGGACAAACAGGACACUCAAUGCGAGGAGACUGUAGCUUUCAUCCCGUUCAGCCAGGACACUGCUGUCUUGGCUGAUGCUAUUGAAACAGCCCUAUCAGAGAAAUGGGGGCUCAAUAUGGCAUACUGUAGAGGGCAAGCUUUGCUAAGUGUUGGUGAGGUAGGAUCUCGGAUGAGAGCUGUAUCUGCUGUAAUAGCCCAGAAAUACCCCCUGGCCAUGCAAAUGGUCAGCUCUGCUGUGUCUCUGAAUGUGUGGCUAGCCAGGUCAUCUCCUGCAGUGGCAGCAGCAGACUGUGCAGUGUCUGUAGAAAACAUGUUACAGUGGCUCACAGAGGAUGCAGAACGACAGAUCAAACUGGAAGAGGUGAUCAUUGCCAUAUUCCAACAUGAUGAGGGGAAGGGUAAUGAGCUUAGGGACAAGCUUAUUAAGAACUGGGAGAAGAGUCAUGAUAUGCAUGAUUUGAUGGUAGAGCUCCUGGAGGUAGUCAUGCUGUGCUUGAAUGAGCUGAAAAGUGAGGAGAAUAGCUUAGGGAGUGGCCAAGCACUGCUUUACUUCGAUAAAGUCAGACGUUUUGAGUUCAUCUUCACGGCUGUCGUGCUGAAGAAUGUCCUAAGCUCGACCAAAAAGCUGAGCCAAUCUCUUCAAGGAAAACCCCUAGAUGUGUUGCUAGCUAUGAAUAGCUUGCCCGAUCUCCUAACUUCCCUCAAUGAAUUGAAGAGCAAUAUCGACACACAUCACAAGGCCUGGUUCAAGGAAGCUGUCUCUUUAGCUUCCAAGCUGCAGAUAACGUUGUUGCACUCUGCGCUGCUAGAACCCCUGAGUCAGUUUUACAAAAUGGCGGUGAGUCAGAAGGUGAUAGAGCACUCCAUUGCUGAGGUCAGUGAGUUCUUCACAGAGAAGGUCCUCAGUACCCUGAGGUGCCUGGAGAUUGUGCCUUACGCCAUGUCGAAGCUAGAAAACAGCAGUGUAAAUGCUCACGUUUUACGCAUGUACAAAGAUGACAUGCCUGACCUGGUCUCACUCCCAACAGAGAUGAAGUCUUGGAGAGAGAAGUGGUUGGAUCCCAUGUCCGGGUAUCUUCCAGCCACUGUACUCGACACUCUGAAGGCAUCAGACAUUAGGAGCUUUAGUAACAUUGAAACCCUCCUAAGACUCCUGGUCAUCCUACCAUUUUCCCGGAGGGAGAGUACCUUCAGGCAGGGAAAGAGAAGCCUCCAGGGGUUCAUACAACAGGAGACCAGGUCUCUUUCUGAACUUCAUCCUCUGUAA